Molecule: messenger RNA, 615 nt
Organism: Neohortaea acidophila
Lineage: Eukaryota; Fungi; Ascomycota; Dothideomycetes; Mycosphaerellales; Teratosphaeriaceae
Product: mitotic-spindle organizing gamma-tubulin ring associated-domain-containing protein
Exons: 3
Coding region: 129-356 (75 amino acids)
Biological process (GO): gamma-tubulin complex localization; microtubule nucleation by interphase microtubule organizing center; mitotic spindle assembly
Cellular component (GO): spindle; centrosome; interphase microtubule organizing center
Source: RefSeq, a predicted model, not a curated record
AAACAAGCCGUGGGACUGGAGUUUCACAUGCUCACAUCGUGUUCCGAACAACCACGACUGACUCCGUGUGUCCGACAAGCACAACUUGAGAAAGGGCCCACCCCAAGUCCCCCUUCAAGCGGCCCAUCAUGCCGGCUGCGGAUGACACGAAACGCAAAGCCGCGCGCGAAACCAUCGACAUCCUCCACGAAAUCUCCAUCCUCCUUAAUACACAACUUGAUCGCCAGUCUCUAUCAUAUUGCGUCUCUCUAAUCGAGAACGGGGUGAACCCCGAGGCUCUCGCGAACGUCAUUCAGCAACUGCGCGCCCACAACGAGCGAUACGAAGCACAGAGAGGCCAGGUGGAUUCUCAAUGACGCGUAUGCGAGAGGAGUGCGCACUCGGGGUAGUGUUCUUUACGACCUUUACGUGCAUAGCCUUGCAGCUUGAAUGAAACCUUGCCGCCAGGAACCAUGACACGCAUACAAUUCAUGUGCCCACUCGACUGGUAUCGACGUGUGUAUUCUAUCAAGUCGCUGGGUCAAGCGAUAGACUGCGGAUCAUAUAAUGCAGUCAAUUCGCAAAGAGCAUUUGUGCAAGGCAGUCGCGUCCAGCGCGCUCGGACCGCCGCCCACC